AUGACCACGACACCACCCCUCGCGACGGGUGCCAACCCUCCGAUUCCCGCCGAACAGCUCGCCGCACUUACAUCGCUGCUGUCGGGUCUCACCGCUGCCGCUUCCGGCACUGCCACACCCGCCACGACGUCCGGCACCACUCGCACUGCCUUUCCAAAGCACGCACGCUUGGAUGGUGCGAAGACCUUCGCGAACUGGACACGCCAACUUCGCCUGUGCCUAGCGGACGACAUCCGCUCGUACGUCCUCGACGGUAUCGCACCCGACGACUGGACACCUUCGCAACGCUCCGCUCGCGACGCCGUCGCUCGUGAGGUCCUUGCGAAUUCGAUUGACUCGGCCGAAGUCUCGGCAGUCCUCGACAAAAUCCCUACCGCCGACCUGACAGCGCCGACAAUCUACUCGACGCUGAAAUCGCGGUACGCCCCUGACGACGCCACCCGCACGCUCGAGCUCUUCUCACGACUCUGGGGUUUCCGUCCCAUGCCCGGCACGGUUGCCGAAUUCGACGGGUGGAUCAUGGACUUCAAAGCCGUUGCGCAAGAGAUCAUCGACACAAAGACAACUAUCAAUGAUGUUCUCGCCACACUCCUCCUUGCAAUCGCCCACCCGUCCCUCGAGAGCUUCAAGGCGUCGUUCACCGAUGAACAGCGCACGCAACGAACUCUCCCCGACAUUGAUUCGCUUGCCGACCGUAUGCGAGUCCAACUUCGGUCAACGAACAUCCCCAGCACUCAAUCGGCCCUUCUUGCCUCGUCGUCGUCACGUUCUACUCGUCUCAAGUGUCUCGCCUGUCGCAGCCCUUCGCACCGAGUCGCGGAGUGCCCUACGAGGGCGCAACACCCGCCGCCAGGACCCUGUCGCUCCUGCAAGAAGAAGGAUCACUGGUCUCUCGACUGCAAGAAGGCGCUCGAGGACGGCAAAAAGCCCGACACCGCUGACUCGACCGUCGACUCGCAACACCAUGUCGGAUGUCUCGCCACCGGUCUUCUCGCUCGUCGUCGCCAGCUUCGCAACCACUCUUUUGUCGUCGACUCGGGCGCCACUUCGCACAUGGUCUCGGACAAGUCGCUGUUCACGACCUAUCGCCAUAUCGCUCCUACGAAGAUUGGUGGUAUUGCAGGGGGCAUCAACGCCAUCGGAACGGGAAACAUCGCCUUCAUUGCCGCCUCGGGUCAUCCGAUCACGCUUACCGGCGUGCUGCACACUCCGGGCCUGUUUGUCAAUCUUCUCUCGGUCUCUCGACUUUGCGACACCGACGAUGUCCGUGUCGCCUUCACAAAACACGGCAUCCACAUUGACAAGGACGGCAACGACAUCGCUGAAGGCGCACGACUCGACGAAGGGCUCUACUUGCUGGACGCUGAUCAUUCCAAAUGUCAGCACCUUGCUCUCCUUUCUCGCUCACAGUCGUCCGUGCCCCUGCUGACUCUCCAUCGCUGCCUCGGCCAUCUCGCACCGUCCUCCAUACAGAAGAUGGUUGCCGCUGGUUUGCUGGAGGGUCUCAGGGCCGGAUAUAGUGACGAAGAGGUAGAGAAGUUUGUCUGCAAUGCUUGCCUCAGCGCAAAGGGCCAUCGUCUUCCCUUUCCCGAUUCGGAUUCGCACUCCUCAGAGAGACUCGGCCUUGUACACAGCGAUGUGCUUUCCUUCCCCGAGCGGUCCUUGACUGGCAAACGUUACCUGGUCACAUUCCUUGACGAUUACUCGCGCAAACUCUGGGCCUACGCAAUCGGACACAAAAGCGAAGUCUUCGGCAUAUUCAAAACUUGGCUAGCCGAGGUUGAACUCGAGACGGGUGCGACGCUGAAGGUCCUCCGAACCGACAACGGUGGCGAAUACUGUUCGAGAGCGUUCACAGAGUUCUGCAAGGCACGAGGCACCCGUCGACAAUACUCUAUCCCACGCACGCCUCAACAGAACGGUCGUGCAGAGCGGGUCAAUCGUUCCAUUGCCGAAGGCAUCCUUGCCCUCCUUGUCGACGCCCACCUACCCAAGACAUUCUGGGAGGAGGCUGCAGCUUAUGUCAGGAGCACAGCCUGCACUGCCAUCAAUACUCGAAGGAAGUCUCCCAAGUUUGCGGCCGGAGUCGACAUCAGCUACCGGUUUGUUCGUUGCAAGCAUUGUCGGCGCGAUGGUGUAGUCGUGAGGGCGCGCGGGCGCGCACUCAGUGGUCGAGGGUUCGAUCCGCCCGGAGCGUGAUCUGCCUUUUGGUUUCUUUUCCUUUUUGUUAUCCGAGGCCCGGCUUCGGGGUUUUUACCGGUGCCUUGCAGGCAAUCCUUUUUACCCCUGAAGCGACCUCGUGGUGUAGUUAUUUGAUUCAGUCUUUCCUUCGCUCGGAGCACUUCCCUCCUUUUGCUUUUGCCACCCUUCCCCUAGAGCUUGGUCCACUCAUUAUCAUGACUCGUACCCUCCCUCUUUUUACCCAUUUCGCUGGCAAUUAAGUCCGUUACACUUGAUUUGCUGCGAAGCCUUCCGACCGAAUCCACUCCUCGGUUGCUCUCGGUGGACUGCCGCCGCCCAGCCGACUCGACCUUCCCAUCGGCCUGGUCAGCUAUUUCUUGGAUCGUUUGCCCUUCCUCUUUUGUCCGACCUCGUUGGCCACCAUAGUCCGGUACACUGGACUUGCUGCGAGCCUUGCAGCCGCGUAUCCUCCGCGGUUGCCUCUCGGUCGACUUCCGCCGCCCAGCCGACUCGACCUUCCCACCGGCCUGGUCAGCUAUUUCUUGGAUCGUUUGCCCUCCCUCUUCUGUCCGACCUCGUUGGCUACCAUAGUUCGGUACACUGGACUUGCUGCGAGCCUUGCAGCCGCGUAUCCUCCGCGGUUGCCUCUCGGUCGACUGCCGCCGCCUCGGUCGACACCCCCUUCGCUCCUUCGCGCUUUCGCGCGCUCUCUCGCUCUCUCCCUCGUCUCUCGCGUGUAGUCAUCGUCAUCCCCUCCGACGUUGCCUGUCAGCUUAUUUCGUUUACUGCAAGAACCUGUGUCAACACGCGGCCCUGGACAAGGCAACACCAAACUCCGUCUGGCAGGGUGACCACACCACUGCCUCGGCGCUUCACCCGUUCGGCUGUACAGCUUGGCUUACGGUCGCGCCCGAACUUCGCUCCAAACUCGACCCGAAGGCGGUUCGCGUUUUUUUCACCGGCUACGACCUGGCUUCAAAAGCCUUUCGCUUCUACGACACUACAACACAGAAGAUUAUACUUGGCAGAAAUGCCACGUUCCUCGACACUGAAUUCCCCGGAUUACAUGGCGACCCCACUGAGCAAGACGGCGACACGCACUUCGCCAGCGCUCCCACCACCGAAUCUCAAACCGUUGUCAAGACAUGGACCCCACUAGUAAGGUCGGCGCACAUGGACGUCUCAUCCCCCCUUGAUGAUUCUGCCAUGAGCGCCGUUGACGUGGCCCCAGGGUACACUGGCGGAACCUUACUUAACUUCACAGAUGCCGAAUCGUCCUCGUCACCGUCGCCUGCGUCGCCCUCAUCACCGUCGUCUGCGCCAUCGCCUGCACUUUCACCAUCGUCGGCUGCGUCAUCGUCACCCUCGGCCUUACCGACCGACUCUGAAGACUCCGCCGAUCCCCUCGACCUCCUCGGCUCACAGCCCCAGGUUCGCCUCGAUCUACAGGACGUGCACCACCCAGACUUCAGCACGUACCGCGAGCCCGCAUCGGCUGAGGAGUCGCCCGACGAACUCGACCUCAUUGGGCGCCACUCUCGCGACGAAUCUCCGGACGAAAUCGAUUUCCUCACCCGACACCACCGCGCCUUCAUCGCCAUCGACGACGACACCUCUGACACAGAGGCAAUUCAGCCAGUCAAGUCCAUCACGAGCGACCCACAGACCUGGCGCGAGGCGAUGUCUAGCGACAAGCGUGAAGUAUGGGCCAAAGCCGCCACCGACGAGUUCACCUCCAUGCGCGACGACUUCAAGGUCUUCACCAUCGAGGACCGAGCCACGGUGCCCGCGGGUGCGACUAUCGUUACAUCCAAGUUCGUCUGGAAAACGAAACGGAACGCACUCGGCGAAGUCACUGGACACAAGGCAAGGCUGGUCGCGCAAGGCAAUCGGCAACGCGACGGCAUCGACUUCAACGAAACGUUCGCACCGGUCGCACGCUUCUCCUCGAUACGCUCACUCCUCGCGCUGGCGGCCGCCAACGGCUUGCACGUGCACCAGGCGGACAUCGACAAAGCAUAUCUGCAUGGCGACCUUGACCACGACAUCUGGAUGACGGCACCGCGCGGCUUCGACCUUCCCAGCGACAAGGUGCUUCGCCUGCGACGCUCCAUCUACGGGCUCAAACAGGCUGGCCGAAUCUGGAAUCGACACAUCGACGCUUCGCUUCGGGCCCUCGGUUACACGGCGACGGGCACCGACCACUGCGUAUACUCUUGGCUCGAUGAUCGUCAAUGUCCACACUACAUCGCACUGUACGUCGACGACCUCCUGAUGAUCAGCCCGGAACUGGCCGAAAUCGAACGUGUCAUCUCAGGCCUGGACCAACGCUACGGAGUCAAGCGCCUCGGCCCGGCCGAGUAUAUCCUCGGCAUCCAGAUCAGGCGGUUCGACGACGGCUCUAUCGCCCUAUCCCAGGAACGGUACAUCAUGGACGUGCUCGCUCGGUUCCACUUCGACACCACGACUCGCGGCACUACAGUUCCGAUGACUCCCGGCCUUUCGCUCACUGCUAUCCCGGGUCAAGGCACCGAACGGAUCAGGUCAUGGUAUCUGCAGGCUAUCGGCUCGCUCCUCUACAUUUCGCUCGGUACCCGCCCUGACAUCGCCUUCGCCGUGUCCUACCUGGCCCGCUUCGCCAACAACCCCGGUCGUCGUCAUUGGAUUGCGGUCAAGCACAUCCUACGCUAUCUCCGGGCCACGUAUCGCAACGAACUCGUGUAUGCUCGCGGCCAGGCUCGCAUCACGGGUGUGGUAGGCUACUCCGACGCGAACUGGGGGGCCUGCAUCGACACAUCGGUGUCCACCAUGGGCUACGUCUUCUACAUCGCUGGCUCGGCCGUGUCCUGGUCGUCCAAACGCCAGUCUCGAGUUGCCGAUUCGACCACCGACGCUGAAUACCUCGCCCUCUCGCAUGCUGGCAAGGAAGGGAUUUACCUCAGUCAGCUGCUCGAAGAGCUCCAUGUACAACCUGUUGCACCGGCUCACAUCUUUACUGACAACGAAGCCGCUGCUGCAGUUGCUCACGAUCCUGUCCGCGUCUCUGGCACUCGGCACAUACGCUUGCGUGAGCACUUCGUUCGGGACAUGGUGAAUCGGGGCGACAUCUCUCUCUCGCAUGUGGGUACCAGCGACAUGGUGGCCGACAUCUUCACCAAGGCUCUCGGCCCAAAGGUCUUCUCAACGCACUGCUACGCCCUCGGCCUUCGCACUCGACACCCGCGGCUUGGGUCUGCCUCGCAUUCGCGUGGGGGGGGGUGUGAAGAGUCCACUCUCAGCUCGACAGGGGCGCCUCGGUCGUUGCGCGCACUUGCUAGCCCGCCCCCGGCGGUGGGGACUUAGACGCGCGCGACUGCCUCAGCGCGCCAGCGCCGGCGGAUUCAUGCGCGCGCCCGCUAGCCCGCCCCCUUGCGGUGGGGACUUAGGCGCGCCGGCGAUUUCACCCGCGGCUGA
Messenger RNA from Microbotryum saponariae, 5634 nucleotides. The record is from the annotation of a GenBank genome assembly. NCBI's taxonomy places the organism in Eukaryota, Fungi, Basidiomycota, Microbotryomycetes, Microbotryales, Microbotryaceae.